AUGUCUGUGGCGUCUCUCCAUCGUGAUACCGCCUUUCAGGUGCGGUCGUUGUUCCGCUCCCUGCUGCGACAAUCGAACCAGUUCUCCAACUACAACUUCCGCGACUAUGCUCGCCGCAAGACGCGAGACUCGUUCCGCGCCCACAAAGACGAGUCGGAGGAGCGCCGGAUACAGGAGCUGAUACAGGAUGGUCUGCAGAGCCUUCGUCUGCUGAAGAGGCAAACGGUUAUCAGCCAGUUCUAUCAGUUGGACAAGUUGGUGGUGGAAGGCCAGAAGACGGGCAAGGAGACCGGAGACCACGGGGGUAUUGUCCGCCAGAAGGAUACUGGGGGACUAGAAACUGCAGUGUUGCUCAUCAUGCCAUCGACUUUCAGAGCCUCCCGCUCAGGGCGACACCUCGACAACGGCGCUAACCGCUCCCGAACCGGCCAAAUCGAUCACGAUGUCUUUGAGGGAUUGCCUGUCCGCCGCUGGUCGCGCCAGCCACACACCGUCUCUCAAGCGCCCAAGGGCGAAGAAUCUGAGAUAUGCGUCCAAGGCCCCGGCGGAACCACUGCGCUGCCGGAGCUGCCCAUGCCGCGAGACAGCCAGCUCCUGCCCGCAAUGAGCCGCGCCCUUUUGCGCGCUGCGCGUGCGGGAUGUAUCUAUAUCCGCCCGAGUGGCCGGGCAGCUGAGGAAGAGAAGGAGGAGGCGACAGAUGCGGAGGACCAAAAUGCAGCGACGGUCCACCUGGCGGACCGCAGCUUCAUCAGCCGCAAGUGGACGACCCUGCCUAAGCAUAUGGAGCCUCCUGAAGUAGAAUUCUUGGCGAAGCGGCGGCCAGGGCUAUCUUCGUUAUAUGGUACUAGCGUGGAGGCAGGUGGCGCGAUACCGGGUCCCAUGAGAAAAACGAAGAUCAAGAGGACGGAUCCUGAGACUGGCAAUAUCUCUAUAUACGAGGUCUGGGUGCCAGAGGGGCAUCACAUUGAAGGCGAGAUUACGGGUGAUGUGCAGAUGAUCGCGGAGCAAAGUGAAGUUCCUGUAAAGGCUGAGGCGCCUGCUCCAGGAACGGUCGUGGAGGGCGUCGGUGUCGUCAAUGCCGAAGGUGUGGUUGUUGCAGAGGCUGGCUCGGCCUCUGUCAUGACCCCGCCCAAGCGCCGGCCGCCUCCUCCCAAGCGCAAGGGGGCCGAUGCUGCAGCAGUACACGGCGUUGCUCCUGCUCAUGGAGCCGUCGACGGCGCCAAGGAGGGAGAGGAGUCGCGACAGGUAUCAAACGAUCAGUCUGGUCAAGAAGAGGAUGAUGACGAAGGUGAAGAAGGCGAUGAGAGCGACGAGGGUGAUGAGUCUAUGGUGGACGCAAAGACCCCGGAGACCCCCCAGGCUCCGCCUAGCUUUGAGUCUGCGGAAGAGCCGGCAGUUGAAACUCCUGCGGAUCAAUCAAAGGAUGUCGAAAUGGCUGACGCUAUUCUUGAGACGCAAGCUCCCGUUUCAGAGCCGGUUGUUGCUGGCCAAGAACCUCUUCUACAACCGCCGACGGGACCUGCCAUCAUGCAAGCCGAGACCCCUCAAAUGGAUGCCGAUGUGUCUGCAUCUGCCUCCGCAUCUGUAACGCCUGCUCCUCCUGCGGAACCUACUGCCGAAGAUACCAAAGAAUCGAGCGAGCAACCUGUCGAGAGUGCACCUACAGAACGCAUCACACCCGCAUUCGAAUCAACAGAGGAGCCAUUACCGAAGGAAGAAUCACAAGCUCCAGAACCUGUUAUCGAAAUGCAGCAAGCUCAGGAGCUCGCCGAUAUUACGCCAAGCGAAGUCAAGCCAGAGCCUGGGCCUCAGCCUGCGGAAGAGAGCGUACCAGCUCCUUCCACCGUCAGCCCCGAGGAACCCAUUGAAGAAACACCAUCAGAACCUGCGAAGCAGCCGGAACCGGAACAGCCAGCAGAGGAGGUACCGGCGACACAGCCGGAACCUGUUGUCGAAGAAUCAGCUCAGCCAUCAACUAACGAGCAAACCCCCGACCGUGAACCCGUUCAUGCUCCCGAGCCUACAAAAGGUCUAAGCACUCUUGAGCCUGCUCCUGUGCCGAGGGAAACAAAAGAAGAUAUUGAAAUGGGCGAGGCACCUCCUGCAGAGGAGUCCGCCACAAGGCAGUCCCCUGUUAAACGAGCCUCCCCUGCACCGGCUGCACCGGUUGAGCCUGAGAUUGAACCCACCACAACUGAGGGUAAUGAACCUCCUACCCCUGAGCCCUCCGAGCCUGUCCUCGCCGAAACAGCUCCCGCUGCAGAGCCCCAGUCAGAGGAGCUGCCAGCAUCAGCAUCAGCAUCAGCUCCAGGUCCGGAAGAUGUCCUUACGGAGGCAGCCCCUGCUCCCGAGCCGUUGAUGGCGUCGGAGUCCAAGUCCGAGUCUGAGUCAGAGGAGAAGAAGGAUGAACAAGAGCCUGCCCCUCCUGAGUCUGCAUAG
Penicillium canariense is the source of this 2439-nucleotide messenger RNA. RefSeq lists its product as uncharacterized. Gene Ontology annotation, biological process: iron-sulfur cluster assembly. The transcript is spliced from 7 exons. Gene Ontology annotation, cellular component: mitochondrion; L-cysteine desulfurase complex. The coding region runs from base 1 to 2439 and encodes 812 amino acids. The record is from RefSeq and is a predicted model, not a curated record. NCBI's taxonomy places the organism in Eukaryota, Fungi, Ascomycota, Eurotiomycetes, Eurotiales, Aspergillaceae.